AUGGAACGCCAGAGCAGUCGGCGCAGGCGACCUCCCCGCACGCCUGCGAUGCAGGAUCCAAUGACCUCCGCACCGUCUCCAGAGUUCAACUCGUCCAUACCACCGUCUUCGUCAUGGUACUGGCCACGAUAUUCUCUCCGGAUUAGGACAUUGCUCGCGUGCCUCGUGCUCGGCCUCGGAUCCCUGCUAUACGCCAGCCUCGAUCUGUUUGAGUCCCUGGCUGGCUGGGCCCCACCCCUCAAAGCCUUCCAUCCCCAACUUCAUCCCCAACUCCAAACGCUCGAGGCGCCCGCCACCCGCCCCCGCAUCGAGCUGCACCCGCAGGAUCAUGUGUACCGCGCCCCUGUGACGCAAUUUCUUGACUGGCGCAUCUCUACGGGUGACCGCAGACCAGAUGGUGUUUUAAAACAGGUUUAUCUAAUCAACGAUCUCUUCCCGGGUCCCACCAUCGAGGCCCGCUCCGGUGAUACUCUCAUCAUCACCGUCACCAAUGCCUUAUCGGAGGAUUUCCUGGCCCUCCACUGGCAUGGUCUCCAUGUAGAGAAUGCCAUGGAUGGAGCAGCCGGUGUUUCACAAUGCCCCAUCGCCCCUGGCCGUCGCUUCAUCUAUAAUGUGACAAUCCCAACUGACCAGAGCGGCACCUUCUGGUACCACGCGCAUUCAGGCACCUCGCGUGCUGAUGGAUUGUAUGGCGGGCUGGUGGUCCACGCCCCAGUGACCAAGUCCACCGUUCGCGGAUUGAUGUCGCGGGGUUCUGGCGAUGCCCAGCGCUUCAAGUAUGACAAGGAGCUCCUACUGCUAAUCGGAGACUGGUACCAUCGCCCAGGGAGGGAUGUCUUGGCCUGGUAUAUGCUGCCUGGAUCAUUUGCAAAUGAGCCUGUUCCUGAUUCAUUGUUGGUCAAUGGAGUCGGCCGAUUCGAGUGCGCGAUGGCAGUGCCCGCGCGUCCAGUGGAUUGUAUAGAUCAACAGGCCAAUUCGUCGUUUUUGGAUCUAGACCCAGAUACAGUCUACCGAAUCCGAGUUGUCAACACAGGCGCGUUGGCAGGGCUUUCUCUUGUCUUUGACCAAGAAUCUCUCGACCUCAUCCAGGUAGACAGCAUCGACGUUGCUCGUUCCGACGAACAGGAUGCCAACUCGGCUGGUGUCCUAUAUCCCGGUCAACGUAUGGACUUUGUUCUGCGCUCUUCGUCCCAGAAGCCAACACAAGGAUCGUCAAUGAUGGUUCAGUUAGAUAAAGAAUGCUUCAAAUACAUCAACCCAGCACUGACACCAGACCAAACAUUCCCCAUCAAGUAUCUCUCCUCAUCUAUCUCCAACAACACCGCCGCCAUUUCACCUCCAAUCCCGACCACUCGCAACACCCUCAGCCUCGACAAAAUCCCUUCCUCGCCAACGAUUCUCCAAGACCUCCCUGUAAAAGCAGAUCAAACCCACCUCGUUUACACCAAAAUUCAGAAAAUGGCCCGCAACCACAACAUCCCCGAAGGCUAUUUCAACCAAACAACCUGGAAACCCCAAUCACAACCCCUCGCUCCUCUCCGCACCCUCCCACGCACCGACUGGGACGUCCACCAACUUGCCCUGUCCACAGGGCCCUCCACCCCCUGGGUCGACUUCGUCAUCAACAACCUCGACGAGGGCCCACACCCCUUCCACCUCCACGGCCACCACUUCUACAUCCUCGCCGUGCACGCCGCCUCGUACGGCUGGGGCUCCUUCGACCCCUUCACGGACCCCUUCCCGCCGGGCCUCGAACCCGACCCUGCCGCCGACCUAGACUCGAACUUCCAGCCCUACGAUCUGGCUCGCGCCGCGCUGCGCGAUACAGUGCUCAUUCCCAGCCGGGGCUACGCCGUGCUGCGCUUCCGCGCGGAUAACCCGGGCGUAUGGAUGUUCCACUGUCAUAUCCUGUGGCACCUGGCCACGGGGAUGGCGAUGCUGGUCGAUGUGCAGGGGGACAUGGCCGGGUUGGUGGCGCAUGAGGCUGGGGGCGCAAUGUGUGUUUGA
Messenger RNA from Penicillium macrosclerotiorum, 2007 nucleotides. Its product is annotated as multicopper oxidase-domain-containing protein. Gene Ontology annotation, molecular function: oxidoreductase activity; copper ion binding. The transcript has 6 exons. The record is from RefSeq and is a predicted model, not a curated record. NCBI's taxonomy places the organism in Eukaryota, Fungi, Ascomycota, Eurotiomycetes, Eurotiales, Aspergillaceae. Bases 1 to 2007 code for a protein of 668 amino acids.